Catharus ustulatus (Swainson's thrush) is the source of this 1188-nucleotide messenger RNA. It is a transcript of the gene BOLL, whose product is annotated as boule homolog, RNA binding protein. Lineage: Eukaryota; Metazoa; Chordata; Aves; Passeriformes; Turdidae. The record is from RefSeq and is a predicted model, not a curated record. Gene Ontology annotation, molecular function: RNA binding. The transcript is spliced from 13 exons. Bases 267 to 1127 code for a protein of 286 amino acids.
CACUGCUGUGUUGUCUACACCUACUUCAGAUAGGAACAGAUUUUCAAGAACAGUCAAGAGUUCACUCAAACUAAGAAAGGUCCAGUUCCAUGGAUAGAAGAGCUGCACAUUGGGGAAGAGAACAAUAGCUCAUGGUUUCAACUGAGAGGUCAGAAACUACUGUGACCCAAGCAGUUGUGUAUGCAACAGAGGCAGAAGCCAAUCUUCUAGCAGCAUCCUAAGAGACAUUUUUAUGAACUUCAGAGCAGGAACAGGCCACUGAUCAGAUGCAAACAGAAUCUUUACCUUCAUGUCCCAACACUGUGUCACCGGUGAGAUUAAAUAAUCUGAUCGGUUCUCCAAGGUUUGGAACAGUUACUCCAAAUCGUGUCUUUGUUGGAGGAAUUGAUUUUAAGACUAAUGAAAAUGAUCUGAAGAAGUUUUUUGCUCAGUAUGGCAGUGUGACAGAAGUGAAGAUAAUAAAUGACAGAGCUGGAGUAUCAAAGGGGUAUGGCUUUGUUACAUUUGAAACCCAAGAAGAGGCACAGAAGAUUUUACAAGAUGCUAAAAAACUCAACUAUAAGGAUAAGAAAUUGAAUAUUGGACCAGCAAUAAGAAAACAAGUGCGGAGUCCUAAUGCUCGUUCUGCUGUAACACCACAAGCUGGUACAAUGUAUGCAACUACUGCUGUAUCACCAGAAGCUGGUACAAUGUACUUGACCACUUCCAGUGGAUAUCCAUAUGUUUACCAUAAUGGAGUGGCUUAUUUUCAUACAUCUGAAGUCUCUCCUGUUCAGCAACCGUGGCCAUCUCGCUCUGUUUCCAGUUCACCUGUGAUGGUUGCUCCACCUGUUUAUCAGUCUCCUACGUACCAUUAUCAGGCACCAACACAGUGUCUUUCAAGUCAGUGGCAGUGGUCUGUUCCACAGUCUCCUACCUCUUCACCUCCACUCCUGUAUCUGCAACCAUCUGAAGUCUUUUAUCAGCCAAUAGGAAUUAACCAGGAAGCUGGAUGUAUAUCUCCACCUCUCUUAAUGGAAGCUGCAGUUCCUGAGCUGUAUUCUGAUCAUGGAGUUCAGACUCUACAUCACCAGCCCUAUGUCCAGAGUCACAUAGCCAUGCCUGCAGCUUCCUUCCUGUGUGGCUGAGAUCCAUCAUCAACAUAACAACUAGCAGCUGCCAGUUGUGGAAUUUGGGGUCAGUUGUUUC